AUGCCAAGCGCCACGAAGCCAUGCGCACGAUGCAGAGAGAGACAUGAGAAGUGCGACGACCAGCUGCCCAGCUGCGGCAGAUGCGAGAAGCGCGGUGUUGAAUGUCAUCGCCCCGAGAAGAGACCGUCGUUUCGCCAGGGCUCGACCGCUAACUAUGACGGCACCUUCUCUCGGGGACAACGUUGGGUGAAUAGCAGGCCUCGAGCUUUCCGCUUCGAUAGUCGAGCAGCAAACCCCACGGCGACGACGACUCUAAUUAGAGACACCAACGAUGACUCACCAGCCAGCAACGCCUCAUCCCUGCCCGAUACUCGAGUCGCUGCGACCAACGCCUGGCACGAGACGGUACGCAACCCGUCCGAGGUACCCGAUGCCGCUGGUCAUGAAGCGGGCCUCGACGGCGUCCUUCCGCUGCCGACGCCCGCCGCCAAACGACGAAGGACCGAACCGGCGCCUCAAGAAGGAGAACAGUUCUUCCCGGCUUCGCCAGCAGCUUCAGGCGCCUCCGUCGUCUCUCCCUGGUCCAGCACAGCGUUACCAACCGCCGGGAUAACCUCUCUGAGGGAAGACGAUAUUCCAAUCCAUAGCCCUCAAGCGGUAGGCCACGUGGGAGAACAACAGCAGCAGCAGCACUUCUCUCCGUCGGCGGCCAGCUAUCACACCACAACCCAGCACCAAGACGACCUCGCGAGCAUCCAGACCACUCAGCCCACCGAAGGCAUCCAGGAAGCCUGCCUCCUGCGCUACUUCGUAGAGGAGUUCUCCCCAUGGUUCGACCUCUGCGACGACGAGAGGCACUUCCAACUGGUCGUUUCCCGGCGCGCCCGCCACUGCCAGCCCCUGCGAGACGCCGUCUUCGCCGUCGCGGCCCGCCACCUCUGCCGGCAUCCCAAAUACCGACCGGAUCCCGGCCCCGGCGGCGGCGGCGGCGGCGUCGUCGUCUACCAGAACCAGCCCCUGCCGGACCUCACGCCGCAGAGCGCCUUCGAGUAUAUGCUCCGGUGUAUCCCCGCCCUCCGCGAGGUCUCCCGCACCCGGGACGAAGCGUACCGUGAGAACCUCGCCGCCGCCGCCCUCAUCCUCCGCCAAUUCGAGGAGAUGGACCCCGAAGAAGCGCCGAGCAUGGGGGGAUCUUCGGACUGGGAUGCCGGGGGUAGCUGCGGCGGCGGGGGCGGCGGCAGUGUCAACUUCCUCGACAUCACAAAGGCCAUCCUGCGCGCGGCGCCCCCAUCGCGGUGGUCCGGCCUGCUGAGCGCCGUCUACUGGGUCGCCGUGAGGCAGGAGAUCUACUUCGCGCUGACGCUGGGGCGGUCGCCGCAGAUCACCGCCCGGCCGGACCAAGGGCGCGAGGUGUCCUUUGCGAACAGGCUCGUCUGGUUCAUGUCCGAGGUCGCCAAGUGGAAGAUGGGUGACAGGCUGGAAACAGAGUGGGAGAGGUUAAGAAGCGAAGAAGACGCUUUAGCACACGAGUGCUCACGCCAGUUCAUACCCAUUACGCAACGCCCAGCAGACCGGUCUCGCGGGGAGAUCUUCCCUCUGACAUGGUACGCAUCCGACGUCGAGGUUACAGGCCUGCAACAUUUUAUCUUGGCAAGGAUGAUUCUCGUCGCCGAAGAUCCCAGUCUUCUCCGGCAGGGCCCCAAUAGACGGGCGCACCGGGACGCCGAGCACCAGGUCCGCGCCAUGAUCAUGGAGCUGUGCGGCCUGGCCAUGCACCAUCUGCGGGCACCCCCGAACCUGACCACGGCCGGCAUGGGCAUCGUGCUGUACGGCGACUACUUCAACGAUCCGUGGGAACGGGAAGCCCUGCUGGGCGUCCUCCGGGAGUGGAAAGCCCACCACGCGUGGCCUGUGAGGAAAGGGUUUCAAGCUCUCGGGGCGGCGGGUUGA
Molecule: messenger RNA, 1890 nt
Organism: Colletotrichum destructivum
Lineage: Eukaryota; Fungi; Ascomycota; Sordariomycetes; Glomerellales; Glomerellaceae
Product: Putative zn(2)Cys(6) fungal-type DNA-binding domain-containing protein
Exons: 7
Coding region: 1-1890 (629 amino acids)
Biological process (GO): positive regulation of transcription by RNA polymerase II
Cellular component (GO): nucleus
Molecular function (GO): transcription cis-regulatory region binding; DNA-binding transcription factor activity, RNA polymerase II-specific; zinc ion binding
Source: RefSeq, a predicted model, not a curated record